Drosophila biarmipes is the source of this 705-nucleotide messenger RNA. RefSeq lists its product as uncharacterized. Lineage: Eukaryota; Metazoa; Arthropoda; Insecta; Diptera; Drosophilidae. The transcript has 3 exons. Bases 39 to 518 code for a protein of 159 amino acids. The record is from RefSeq and is a predicted model, not a curated record.
AAGAGUCUCUGCAUUGAAAGUCACCGAAAUCUACAACCAUGAGGUGUCGUUUGAGAAAGUGCUGCUUCGUGAUUUCCCUGCAAGUCGGUUGCAUGAUCAGUGCUCUGAUUUUGGUAUUCUUUGAACUUCUUGGCGUUCCCCUGAGAAGCGCGGAACCCUGCUGCGAUUCCUUUGAAGGAAUCCUCGUGGUUGUAUACAGAGUUAUGGAGAUACUGCACUUCGUGGGCUGCCUGAUGCUGUUCGUGGCCUCUUUUCUAAAAGCAUCUGCUCUGGUAUUUAUUUAUCUUUUCAUAAGCUGUAUACACAUUUUGCUUUUUCCCGCUUUUUUGGUGGCCGAAAUUAUGGUUUGGAAUGCAGAUAUUAUUGAUAUAGUCCUCACCAUCAGCGGCCUGCUUUUGAGCAUUUACUUCUGGAUUGUGGCCUACGCUUUUUACCACAAGUGCAAGGAGGAGCUUGUCGAAGAUGUGAACCUAGUACCCGCUCAGCGCAAAAAAGGCUCAAUACUAUCAGGAGUUUAAUAUUCUUUAAACUGUUUUGAAGGCAGAUUUGACCAAAUUAUUAGCAAAAAUUGUUUAUAUUACUGAUGGAUUUUAAUAAAAUCUAUAUUUGAGCUCCCCGAAGUAAGAGCCCCCAGGAAAAGCUGCGGAGAUUUAGCAAAUCAUACACACAUAUAUAUAUUUUUGAAUUGAUUGUCGAAAAAAAAGA